AUGUCCACCUCGGAGCCGAGACCCACCGCACCAGUCACAGCAGCAGAGCCUACUACAGCUUAUCAUGACGCACCACCACCACCACCACCACCACCAUCCCAAGCCGCCUCGACAUCCCAACAUCCCAUACCUGCCGCCGCCGCCGUCGCUGCUGCUGCUCGGCGGCCCCCCAUCGCAGCUCACCCUUUGGUGUCGUCAUGGAUCCCUCUCGAACCAGACGUCUACGCCUCGUUACGCGUGACGUUGCAUGGCCAGAUGUCGAAACAGAUCCAAUUCGCUCAUUCUCAACUGCUCGUACGUUGUCUAUCGUCCUCGUUACCUCGAAACUAACCCUGUGGGGCAAGGUUCGAACCAGACUGACUUGACGACUCCCUCCUCUCACAGACGAACAAACCCCUCGUCCUGCACGCGAUGCCACCCCAUCCUCCAACCCCACCCACCACCACCACCACCAACUCCCCCCUCAUCACCUCCAACAACGCGACAGCCGUUCUCCCGCGCCUCAUUUCGACGUGCGAAAUCCUCAAACGAACCUUUACGGACCGUCUCCUCGAACUGAAAUACGCUUCGGACGAGAUCAAGACUCAACUAGGUCUCAAGGGGUGGAUCAGGAAUUGUAAAGGGCUGCAUCAGUAUACCCUAUUAACGACGAUGCAGAAGGCCGCGCUGGUCGGGACGACGACCCCGAUCGAUCAGACGGAUGGGCAAGGGGGUCGGGAGGAGGAUGAUUUGGUGCGCGAAUGGUUACUGGGGAGUGGCAAGAAGAAUUCGAGGUACGUGUAUCUGCUGAGUUGUACGGGAGGACCAAACUCUGUGAUUGAACCGCUGAUCGCUGAUCGGAUCCCCAUAGACCUAAAACGAACCAACACGCUUCACCUCUACUCAUCAUCGUCCUGUCGCCGUACCCGAUCGAAGCACUCGCGAACGAUAGGGCAUUCACGUAGGUGCUCAUAUUAGCAUCAAGCUGUUCAAGCUGUUCGUAAGAAAGCCGACAUCUCUCCUUCACUCACAUGCAGCUACCAAGGUCCCGAAAAGCUACCCCGUCUCAAGCGUUCCAAACCUAUGCCCGAGAAACCGAUUCACCAGGACCCACCCGUCCAAACUACCCCACUCGAAGAAGUCGAGAUGGAAGAGGGCGAGAUACCUCCCGAUGCACCACGACCACUAUCCAUUGUCAACGAUACAUCCACAACAACGAAGAAGGUCAAGGUGCGACCGAAUCGGAAGAAGAAGCGCCUAUUGCAAGAAGCUGCAGAGGCUUUGAGUAAGGCCAAAGAGUUGAGGAUGACGUUGCAAGGCAAAGCUACCAAGUUGGGGCAGGGGCAGAGUCAAGGGAAGAAGAAGACAGAGGGUGGGGAGCAAGGGGAACAAGGGAAGAAGCAGGAGAAGCAGGUCAAGACGAGGAAGACGAGACGUAGUAAAGGGAAAUCUUUAGGGGAUGGAGCUGCGAAAACAGACGAUGGGGCGAAGGCGGACAGAGCCGUGAAGCAAUGA
This is a messenger RNA of Microbotryum saponariae, 1494 nucleotides long. The record is from the annotation of a GenBank genome assembly. NCBI's taxonomy places the organism in Eukaryota, Fungi, Basidiomycota, Microbotryomycetes, Microbotryales, Microbotryaceae.